Trifolium pratense (red clover) is the source of this 1409-nucleotide messenger RNA. RefSeq names its product probable cinnamyl alcohol dehydrogenase. The transcript has 5 exons. Lineage: Eukaryota; Viridiplantae; Streptophyta; Magnoliopsida; Fabales; Fabaceae. Gene Ontology annotation, biological process: lignin biosynthetic process. Gene Ontology annotation, molecular function: zinc ion binding; cinnamyl-alcohol dehydrogenase activity. The coding region runs from base 143 to 1219 and encodes 358 amino acids. The record is from RefSeq and is a predicted model, not a curated record.
AGUAAAGUUUCAACUUUUCCACACCUUUAUAUAUACGCAUCUUCCCAAUCCCACUAACCAAAUUCCACUCACAUUUCUACUGUUUUCUUUCUCUCUUUCAUUACUUUCUCAAUUUCUCAUUCUGUUUCGUCUUUUGCAAAAAAUGGGUAGUCUUGAAGUUGCUGAAAGAACAACAGUUGGAUUGGCUGCAAAAGAUCCUUCUGGAAUUCUCACUCCGUACAAAUACACCCUUAGAAACACAGGACCGGAUGAUGUUUACAUCAAAAUUCAUUACUGUGGUAUUUGUCAUUCUGAUCUUCAUCAAAUCAAAAAUGAUCUUGGCAUGUCCAAUUAUCCCAUGGUGCCUGGGCAUGAAGUGGUUGGUGAGGUACUAGAGGUGGGAUCAAAUGUUAGCAAGUUCAGUGUGGGAGAAAUUGUGGGAGUUGGACUUCUGGUUGGUUGCUGCAAAAGUUGUAGGGCUUGUGAUUCUGAUAUUGAGCAAUACUGUAACAAGAAGAUCUGGUCUUACAAUGAUGUUUAUGCCGAUGGAAAAGUCACUCAGGGUGGAUUUGCUGAAACUACUGUCGUUGAACAGAAGUUUGUUGUGAAAAUACCAGAGGGAUUGGAACCAGUGCAAGUUGCACCAUUGUUAUGUGCAGGUGUGACAGUAUACAGUCCACUUGCACAUUUUGGGCUGAAACAAAGUGGGCUUAGAGGUGGAAUUUUGGGCCUUGGUGGUGUAGGACACAUGGGGGUGAAAGUAGCAAAGGCAUUUGGUCACCAUGUCACUGUGAUAAGUUCUUCUGAUAAGAAGAAGAAAGAAGCACUUGAGGAUCUUGGAGCUGACAAUUAUCUUGUUAGCUCAGAUACUGUUGGGAUGCAAGAAGCUGCUGAUUCACUUGAUUAUAUCAUUGAUACUGUUCCUGUUGGUCACCCUCUUGAGCCUUAUCUUGCAUUACUCAAAACUGAUGGAAAAUUGAUCUUGAUGGGUGUUAUUAACACCCCUCUUCAAUUUGUUACCCCUAUGGUCAUGCUUGGGAGGAAAACAAUUACUGGAAGCUUUGUUGGGAGUGUGAAGGAGACGGAAGAGAUGUUGGAGUUUUGGAAAGAGAAGGGUCUAACCUCGAUGAUUGAAAUAGUGACUAUGGAUUACAUUAACAAAGCUUUUGAAAGAUUGGAGAAGAAUGAUGUGAGGUAUAGGUUCGUUGUGGAUGUCAAAGGAAGUAAAAUUGAGGAGUGAAUGAAUGAGUAUACAAAACAAAACACAUACAAUAUCAUGAAGAGUGUGGACAAGUUGAUUAUUAAACAACUAUUUUCUUUGUUGUGCUUGUAUUAAUUGAGGAUUGCUCUCUUUUUCUAUGAUAUGGUUUCACACCAUUAAUUUCAAUGAUGUCAUUCUCAUGAAAGAAAAAGAUACAAUUCUUUUCUUA